Ceutorhynchus assimilis (cabbage seed weevil) is the source of this 2668-nucleotide messenger RNA. Lineage: Eukaryota; Metazoa; Arthropoda; Insecta; Coleoptera; Curculionidae. The record is from the annotation of a GenBank genome assembly.
UUGGGAACUCGAGCCAAAUAUAAAACGCAUCAUUCCGGCAUCGAUCGUGCUUUGCGAGGCCAAACUUUUUCAACUGUCUCGAACAGCUGAUUCCCGCACGUGGGAAUUGGCAAUUUUUGAUUAUUCGCUUUAGUUAUGUGUAAAUAAUAAUAAUUUUGUUAACAUUUUAUUCACGAUGGGUAACGCGGACGUAGCCGACAGUGCCAGCGAUAUGGAACAAACGAAAAGUUUUCUGGCUAGUACCCAGAAAGAUGUUGUCGUACCGUCUAGACACGAGGGAGACGAAGAACAAGUACCGGCCGAUGGUGGUACCCGGGCUUGGUUGGUUAUGAUUGGUUCGUUUUUUUGUAACGGGAUUUUGUUUGGAGUUAUCAAUUCUUAUGGUGUUUUGUACGAUGAUUUUUAUCAGAGCUUGAAAGCUCAGGGUGUACCCAAUGCUUCUGGAAAAGCUUCUCUGGCAGGUUCUCUAGCAAUGGGAAUGACCUUCUUCAUAUCACCAGUCUCCGGCAUCCUGACCGACUACAUAGGAAUAAGAAAAACCACCUUCUUCGGUGGAUUAAUAGCCUCGGGCGGAAUGUUACUCUCCUCCUUCUGCACACACAACGUAAACAUAUUUUGUUUCACCUUCGGAAUAAUGUACGGACUUGGAGGCGCUCUGGCUUACACACCAUCCCUAGCCGUGCUGGGUCAUUAUUUCAAAAACUAUUUGGGAAUAGUAAAUGGGAUUGUUACAGCAGGAAGUUCAGUUUUCACUAUAAUAAUGCCUUACAUAAUAAGAGAAUUGCUCAAGAAUUUCAAACUGGAAUGGACUUUGAGGGCUCUAGCGCUUAUAGCUAGCUUGAUAAUGGUGGUUGCAAUAUUAUUCAAGCCUGUGAAGAAAUCCAUAUCGAUAAAGAAAGUAUCUGUGAGAGAUGUUUUCAACAUAUCAGUGAUAACGAAUGUUAAAUAUCUAAUUUGGACGUCUGUGAUUGGUUUGUGCCUUUUUGGUUAUUUCGUGCCUUACGUCUACAUGAUUAAUUUCGUGAAGACAAAUUUUCCUAGUAACGUCGACGAAAAUUUGCCUGUGCUGUGUAUUGGAGUAACAUCUGGAGCAAGCAGAUUGAUAUUUGGUUAUCUAGUCGACAAAACCAAUGUUAACAAAAUAUUAUUGCAACAGUUGGCAUUUUUAACAUUAGGCAUUUUAACGAUUCUGUUAGCAUUUUCUGUCAACACAUUCCCGUUGCUUUUGUUCAUUUGCUUAGGAAUGGGCGUAACCGAUGGCUGUUUUAUCAGUUUACUAGGUCCUAUUGCAUUUGAAUUAUGCGGAAGAGACGGCGGAGCUCAAGCCAUAGGAUUUCUACUUGGAAUUUGCAGCAUCCCGCUCACACUUGGUCCAUAUGUUGCUGGACUGAUUUAUGAUUCACAAGGAACCUACACCUUGCCUUUUAUUUUAGCUGGAAUCAAUCCUGUAGUUGCUUCAUUUGGUCUGUUGGCUAUCAGGUGUAUCAAAGAAAAGUCGAGGACACGCUGCACCGAAAUGGAGUCGAAUUCCAAGACAGAUGAUGAUGAUUUUAGACUCUUUAUGGCGUAUUGUCUUGGAGACUGCCUGGAUAUGUCUCCACCUCCAGACGGUAUCCUUUUCAUGCCGCCACCUCCGGCUCCACUUUUCAUGUUUCCGGAUUUGGCCGUUCACAAUUCCACCAAUUGCUUUGCAACAGAAACGUGCGAUGCUGCCGCUGCUUUACUGAACAACCGAGGCAAUUUCAAAAACAUGGAUCGGAUCGAGUAUAUUGAGAUGCCAAGAAAAGAAAUGGACGCCAAGUGGAAUGUGUCUGGAAUAGGUGAUACUUGGCUGUUGGUCUUAGUAGGAUCUUCUAUAGGCGUUCUUCUUUUAGGAGCCUUACUUGCCAUGUUUUUGUUAAAGUGUCGAGAAAACUUGAUGUGCUAUGAACCUCCAGAAGACCAUUACGAAACAAUAGAAAAUCUGGCACCUCACCCACAAAUUCCCAUGAACGCUAACCACGUUGCAUAUUAUGGAUACCACAAAGAAUACGAAUACGAAGAUCCUACUCCGCUAAUUGAAAGCUACCAGCUGAAUGAUAUUGAAUUUGUUGGAGAUCAUCAGUAUCAAAUUAUUGGAGGUAACACCGAUAUGAGAUGUUCCAAUCUUGGAUACGAUCCACUCAAAAGACAAUUUCCGAUAAUGAAACCUAGAGUAUCGUCUCCGACAAGAAUUGAACAUCCGAACUUGCCUCCAUUGAACAUGUUCCCACGCAGUGCCAACAAUACUUUGAAGAAAAACGCACAAUGUUAUAGAACAAUGGAUCCAGGAAAGCUUCCUAAAUAUGGCCUCUAAGUUUGUUAUUUAUUUUGUUCCUUAUUAUUUGUUGAUUUUGAUAUGUUAUUGAUUGAUAUACUCCAUACUUAAUGUGUUUAGAUAUAAGUGCAAUCGCUGCACAAGCUCAUACCAAAAUAUUAAUCCGUAUUUUUUACUCUUCGUGUGCACCCUUGUAUUCGAUUAGAAUGAAAUAGUCAAGUGUCCGUGUCUUUAAUGUUCAAUUGCACCUAACAGUUUCUACAUAAGCUCAACCAAAUUAUUUAGGAUGUAGGUAGAGGGUUCCAGUGCAACUGAUCAUAAUAAUUAUUUAUAUACUUACUUAAUCGAUCCAAUAUAUUUAUGUAAAAUUUU